AUGGCAACCAUCUUCACGGGUGGCCGCAUUUUUACAAACGCCAAUGUCGGAGAUAGCCAAGCUCGGUUCUUCGACUCGAUGAUCAUUCAAGGUGACCAAAUCCUGUAUAUUGGCUCAGCUCUCGAUGAGCCGAUUGUCCGCGCAAAGGCCAAUGCCGCAGUGGUCAUCGACCUGGAUAAUCGAGUGGUUGUGCCCGGCUUUAUCGAUGCACAUAUGCACAUCCUGCACUUUGGACUCUCGCUGCGCAAACUGGAACUCAAGCAGUGCAACUCGCUCAAUGAAAUUCGACGGGCAAUCAAAGAAUACUCCGAAGCCCAUCCCAAAGCCCCGCGCAUUCUCUGCAAAGGGUGGACGCAUGUUUCAACCGAAGGUGUUGCCCUUGCGAGCAUGAUCGAUGACUUGGACCCGCGGCCGAUUUUCAUUGAAGCCUCCAAUUUGCACUCCACAUGGUGUAACACCGCUGCUCUGGAGGAGCUGAAGGCUAAUUCGCUUUCUGAUCCUCCUGGUGGCACGAUCCAUCGAGAUGAAGCGGGCCGUCCGUCCGGGCUGCUGGCUGAGGCUGCCCAUUUUGACUAUGUCUGGCCAUUUAUUGCAAAUACUACUUCACCAGAUGAAAAGUUCGCGGCAUUGGACGAAGCAGUCAGCGCCUACAGUGCUGUCGGAUACACAGGAAUGGUGGACAUGGCCAUGGAUGAAAAUACGUGGGAUGUAUUGCAACAGUUCUAUCGCCGCCGACAGCCACCAGUGCACAUUGCAGCCCAUUGGUUGAUCCCUUAUUCUGAUGAUCAGAAGGCAAUAUUCGAUCAUGUGGAUCGCGCUAUUGAAUUACACUCUACAUUCAACGCUACCACAUCGCCGAACCUCUAUAUCGCAGGGGUUAAAUUGAUCGGAGACGGGAUUGUGGAUGGAUGUACGGCCGCUCUGCAUCAGCCUUACUCGCAUAUCCAGUCGAAUGCAGACCCAAUCUGGCCGAGAGAUCCCAUGAUGGCCGUUGUGCAGCGGGCUGAUGCGGCCGGCUUACAGUGUGCGAUCCAUGCGAUCGGCGAUCGAACUGUCACGCAAGCAAUCGAUGUCCUCGCGGCCGUUGCAAGCCCGGCACGGAGACAUCGAAUCGAACAUCUCGAGCUAACCACCAUCGAAGAUGCACGACGCCUUGGAGCACUAGGCAUCACGGCCUCGGUCCAGCCCGUUCAUUCCGACCCGGCUGGGUUCACGGCGUGGCCCCGUCUCAUUGGAUCCCACCGCUGCCAGCGCGCUUUCGCAUACAAGGAAUUCCUCGAGGGAGGCGCACCACUAGCUUUUGGCACUGAUUCACCUACUGCGAAGCAUCUUCCCCUCCCAAAUAUAUACAACGCAACAACCCGCCGAUCUGCGAGAAUCCCCGAGAUGACCGAUACUGUCAAUAAGGAAUAUGCGUUGUCGCUUGCCUCCGCUGUUACUGCGGCUACUCGAGGAGCGGCAUACUCUUGCCGUACUGAUCAGUGGACAGGGAGUUUGAAGCCAGGGUAUAAGGCUCAUUUCGUGGUUCUGGAGACGGAUUGGACCCCGGAGACAUUGCUUCACAGUCGAGUUGCCCAGACAUGGUUCGCUGGAAAGAAGGUAUAUGAUGUGGAGGCAUAG
This is a messenger RNA of Penicillium alfredii, 1620 nucleotides long. Its product is annotated as amidohydrolase. The transcript has a single exon. Lineage: Eukaryota; Fungi; Ascomycota; Eurotiomycetes; Eurotiales; Aspergillaceae. Gene Ontology annotation, molecular function: hydrolase activity, acting on carbon-nitrogen (but not peptide) bonds. The record is from RefSeq and is a predicted model, not a curated record. Bases 1 to 1620 code for a protein of 539 amino acids.